This is a messenger RNA of Thyridium curvatum, 360 nucleotides long. RefSeq lists its product as uncharacterized. The transcript has a single exon. The record is from RefSeq and is a predicted model, not a curated record. Lineage: Eukaryota; Fungi; Ascomycota; Sordariomycetes; Thyridiales; Thyridiaceae. Bases 1 to 360 code for a protein of 119 amino acids.
AUGGGUGCCAUGGGGACUAUCUAUGUGAAAGCUGUCGAGAAGUCUAGAUAUCAAGCCCCGCCCCAAGGCGGCCCUGUUGUCGCCGUCAUUCUCAAUAUCAGGCAGGUUCCCUACGAGGGUCAGAACCUCGGACUCACGCGGACUCGUGUCGGCCGUGCAGACUUUGACCGCAACGAGUCGCCGGAGUGCCUCGUCUCGCGCGAGCCAGACAGUGGAAUAGCUGCCGUGGCCAAGCUUAUUCAGGACACGGUAAUGACCCCCGAGCAGGUCGCUGACGGCCACUGGACAGUAUCCGCCAGGGCUAUACCUGUAAAAGGGUUCUGCGUCUUCGAUGAUAUGGAAGCUGACGCUUGGUUCUGA